Molecule: messenger RNA, 5306 nt
Organism: Acanthisitta chloris (rifleman)
Lineage: Eukaryota; Metazoa; Chordata; Aves; Passeriformes; Acanthisittidae
Gene: RIF1
Product: replication timing regulatory factor 1
Exons: 22
Biological process (GO): telomere maintenance
Cellular component (GO): nucleus
Source: RefSeq, a predicted model, not a curated record
GAAAUAAGGAAAAACAAGGGUCAGAAAUACUGACUGUGCUGCUCCAGGCCUUAAAAAACAUUGUGAGCUCCAACUCUCUUCCUGUGCAGAAAGUACUGUCCCUCAUUGACAUCACUGCCAAGGAGUUGCCUCCCAAAGUGUUGGGCUCACCAGCUUAUCAGGUUGCUGAUAUGGAUCUCCUAAAUGGAACACCAGCUUUGUUCUUAAUCCAGUUGCCUUUCCACAACAACCUCUUGGAAUGCUGUGUGACUGAUGAGAGGUUCUUUGUCAUUCUGGAAACACUUGUGGGUUAUGUUCUGUCUGGGCCUACAUCUCCCCUGGCUUUCAGUGAGUCUGUCAUCUGUGUUAUUAACCAGAGUGCAAAGCAAGUGGAGAACAAGGAGCAUCUCUGGAGAAUGUGGAGUACUGUUGUUAAUCCUCUGACUGAAUGGAUUAAUGAGACGAACGAGGUGAAUCAGGGAGAUGCCCUGGAACACAACUUCAGUGCUGUUUACAGUGCUCUGCUGCUGCCAGUCUCACACAUCUUCCCUGCUCAGCGACUCCCCCAGCCAACCCUGAAGUCCUUGCUGGGCACUUGGUCAGACCUGUACCGAGCGUUCGCUCGCUGUGCUGCUCUGGUGGCUACAGCAGAAGAAAACGUGUGCUGUGAAGAGCUCUGUGCCAAAAUAAUCUCUGGGCUAGAAGGUGAAACUCCAGUAAUGUUCUCCAUGAUGGAUGGUCUCACCCACGUUGUGUCAGUCAUGGUUGACUGCAUCAGCUUUGCACCCUAUGGUACUAAGUAUCAGCCAAAAGCCAGAUCUCCCCAGACCCCUACAGACUGGUCCAGGAAGAAGAAGGAGCCCCUGGGGAAGCUUUCCUCUCUCUUCAAACUCCUGGUGAUGUUACUCAACUCUUUCCAUGAGCUCAGUUCCAAAGAAACCCAUUCAGACACGUUGGUCUCUGUUGGCCCUUCACUCCUUGCUGCUCUUCACCACGUCAUCAGCCACAUCUCAUUGCCCUCAGUGAUUGGCACCAUGUUUGCCACCUUUUCCAAACCCCUGGCAGGCUUCUAUGAGAAAACCAAACUUGCUGAGGUGCCUGAAGUCUACAGCAACCUCAACAACAAGCUGGAGAAGCUCCUGGCAGAGCUGCUGCAGUGUGUGCAGUCUCACUGCACAGGCUCCUAUGACAGUGAGCUGCUGGAGCAGCUCUCACCACUGCUCUCCGUGCUGUUCCAGCACAGGAGCAAACAGAUCCGUAACCAGUGUGCCCAGUUCUGGAAUUCCACCUUUGCCAAGUCUGCCUCACUGACCUAUCCUCAGGAGCUAAAAUGUGUGUUAAGCCAAGCCAAAAAGAACAUUCCUCUCUUGCUGCCUUGUUUUGAGAGCAUUGAGAUAGCUGAAGAGUACAGUGGGCCCUUCUCUGACACGAUGGAAAACUCCCAGCUGCAUGCCAAGAUCAGUGGGAUGGAAGUGAACUUGGUUCCGGUCCCCAGACAGUCUGUGUUGGUACACACGAGUGAAGUGAAAAGCUGUGGGAAAGGCAGGGCCAGUAGGGGGCAAGGAACAGCUGCCAAGUUGAAAUUAGAAUUUUCAUUGUCAAAGAUGAAAAGUGAGAUACUUCUGGAAGAGGAGAAAUCUGCUGAUUUUGUGUUUAUCCCUCCAGAAACAAAACAAAGAGUAUUGACAGAGCAUCAGAAAGAAGUGCUUAGGUCAAAGAGAGCUGAUAUUCCUGCCAUGUACAACAACUUGGAUGCCUCCCAGGACACCACUUUGUUUUCUCAGUAUACUCAGAGCCAGGAGGAUUCUCAGGAAGUGCCACCUGUAACAGAGAGUGUCAGAGGAGGUGCUGAGACCAAACCUCAGGAAGGAGAUGCCAAGAGUGAAGGAUGCUCCAACGGAUCAGCCAGUGCUCCUGAGGGUGCUGCCCAGGGCACGGAGUCACCCGCUCCUCGCUCAGAGAGCAGCACAGCUGAGGUGAUUCCGGAGGAGCCAUCAGCUGGAGAGGGACUGGACACAAGUUCUGCAGAAGCAGAUUCAAAGGAGACCUCAGCAGGGAAUGAAAACACCUCAAACGUCAGCAACAGCUCAGCCUGCAGUGAUGUGAUCUCUGGGACACCACAGCCCGUGAGCCGGCGCCAGUCCUUCAUCACGCUGGAGAGGUUCAGUGCCUCGGGGAACAGACCCUUUGGCCUCUCAGCACUCAGCACUUUAGGAAGUGCUACUCUGGAGGGCAAACAGGACAAUGCAAAUGUAAGCAAGGCUGCUGGGAAAGCAGAGAAACCUGGAGAAGAAGGUAAAAAGCCUUCAAAAUCGGAGCCUGAGCCAGUCUCGACGCGCAGGCUGACACGCAGGCAGAGGCAAAUGGAGCUCCAGGAAAUCAAGUCCAGGCUGUUCACUAGGUCAGAGCAAGAGUCUUCUGACAGCGUAGAAAGACAUCCUGAACUGUGUUCUUCAGUAGAAGACGUGGAGCAUAUUCUCCUGAGCCACUCCCAGACUUUCAAUUCCAUAGAUGAAGACAUCAAAAAGGUGGAGGAGGCAAUAGCAGAGAUAGAAAAGACUCAAGCACUGGACGUGGAUUGCAAAGAAAAUACACCCCCAGACACCACUGCCCCACCGGAGCAGGCCACGGGGGAUGACACUCAGGGGCCACCAGUGCCUCCUCACCAGAAGGUGCUUCGACGUUCCAUGAGGCGACGGUCAGACAUGGUGGAAGGCACGUCAGGUAGUCAGGAGAAGGAGGAUUGUCAGGAUAAGUCUCUCCAAAAGAGAGACAAGCGUAAGGAAGAUGAAAAAUCGGGGCAGAAGAAGAUGUCACAGGCUAAAGAUUAUGGAGCCCAAAAGCCCAAAGCAGUUCCAGGGAACACUACUGAAAACAGAGUUCCAAAAGAGAUCAGCCAGCCUGAGAGAACCUCUGCAGGGGACUCCAGCUCCAAGGACUCUCCUGCUUCCUGCAGCCUGGAUGAGGAGGUGAACACAAGUGCCAGGAGGCCAGAAGAUCACCUGAAAGCUGAUGGGGACAGUGGUUUGAGUGCAACAGGGCAGAAGGUGGUGGAGUCCCCGCGGUACUACACCAGGAGGUGCUCACAGGGGUUGAUUUUCAGCAGUUCAGAGGCUAUGGAGAGUACAAGGAAGAGAAGACACAAAGUGAAAACCCCAAGUGAGGCUCCUGAGAGUAAAUUGAAAGAUGGACAAGCAGGAAGCCAUGAGGUGUCUUCCCAGGGGAAUGAAAGCAAGAGUCCACUGGAAGCAGACAAGGGUGAGCCCAGCCCUGAAGCCAGCAUAGAUGCUGUGCAGACAGCUGAACCCUGUGGCCUGGAAAACCAGGCAAUUCCCACAGCUGCUGGGGAAGCUGUGGGAUCUUCCAGCUCCAAGGAUCUACCUGCUGCACAGGACACCAGCAUGGAGCAAAACAGGAACAGCACGUCCAUGGAAUCAGUCAGCAGCCCCUGUGUGCCUGAGCAGGAUGGGAAGGCAGCAGAGGAAGACACACAGGAUGAGAAGCAAACCAGCACAGGGGAUUGUUCCUCUGUCGUGCCUGACUGUGCUCCAGAGGGAAAGGCCUCUGGUGCUGAGCUUUCCUCUGUUGUGCCUGACUCUGCUCCAGAGGGAAAGGCCUCGGGUGCUGAGCUUGCCUCUCUGCAAGCUCCUGAGUGCAGGCACAAGAGAAGCAAAAGGGUGAAAAAAUUCAAGAGCUGUGACUGCUGUGCUGAGACACUAAAGCUGCAAUUCAUAUCCUUCACUGUCUCAAAAGCUCAGGCUGUUCGUGAGCUGAACAAGCUCCUAACCACCCCAGUGCAGACACCUGAGGGUGCAGCAGAGGUGUCUGCUCACUCCAGCUCAGAGGAGAGCUUGUUCCUGGCACCUUGUGCAAUGAGCACUCCAUUGCAUCCUCCAGAGGAACCUGGCACCUUCCACUUGGAAAGCCAGGGGACAUCUGUGGACACUCUGCAAGGAAGUAGUGUGGUGGUGAAGGAGAAUCCAGAGUGGUCAGCAGGUGAAACUACUGACUCUUUAGAGGAGCUGAAAGAACCUGCUGAUCAGGAGCCAACAGAGCAGGUUCUGCCUGGGUGUGCUCCAAGUGAGCCUGGUGAGAGCUGCCUGGCCACGGGGAGCCAAAGGGAAGAAGUAAAUCAGAAUGGACAGCUGGAGGUGAUGCCUGAGGCACUGACUGAUAGCAAACCUGAGGAAAACCAGGUGGAUGAGCUGGAAGGCAAACAGGGUGAUGAAAGAGAAGCAGUGGGUACUUUAGGAGUAAACUGUGUUCUUCCAAAUGAGAUAAAGGAGGAAGGCAUGGAGACUGAAAUAGCAGUGCCUGAAAACACAGCCUUGGAAAACAGCAGUGAGGAUUCUCCUCAGAAGGUGCACAAUGAUUCCUUGGGGUCGGUGAGUGAAAGCCCCAACGGCACACAGACACGCUGCACCUGGUCCCCCUCUGCCUCCCCAUCCACCAGCAUCCUGAAGAGAGGUGUCAAAAGGAGUCAGGAUGAUGACUGCCUGUCCCCUGUGAACAAGAUGCGUCGAGUCUCAUUUGCAAACCCCAUUUACCAGGAGGGACUGGCAGAUGACAUAGACAGGAGAAGUCCUGUCAUUAGGUCCCACUCCUCACCCUCCUCCAGAAGCCUUAAAACUUUAUCUGCCGUUCAGCCCAAGCACAUUACCACUCCAACCAAAGGAUUUCUGUCCCCAGGAUCUCGUACCCCUAAAUUUAAGAGCUCAAAGAAGUGCUUAAUCACAGAAAUGGCCCAGGUGUCACUGCCAUGCCCUGAUGAACAUGUGUAUCCUGCCCUGGCUGACUGCAAGGCUCCUGUGGAUGUCAUUUUACCUCAGAUCACUUCAAACAUCUGUGCCAGAGGCUUGGAGCAGCUCAUCCGAGCGAAGAACAUCAAGACAGUGGGUGACCUGAGCACUCUGACAGCGUCUGAGGUCAAAACUCUGCCCAUCCGCUCUCCCAAGAUCUUCAAUGUCAAAAAAGCCCUUAAAGGGUAUCAUGAGCAACAGGUGAAGUCUCGGGUGCCGGAGGAAAUGUCAGCGCUGGAAGAUGCAGAAAAGCCUGUAAAUGGCCUGGAGGAUAAAUCUCUCUGUGCAGAUGAGGAAAAACUUGCAACAGCCCUGGCUGAGCCAGCCGUGCAGAGCAGGGAGCAGCCCCCAGCAGACCUCCCGAGCCAGAUCCACGCCCUGGCAGCACAGGUGACCUCUGAGCACCUCCACAGCUACUCGGGCAGCCAACUCUUCGAGAUGCACGAGACUCUGGCUGCCAUGACCAGCUGCAUCCUGAGGAACCUGCAGUCCCGCUGGAAAUCGCCUCCCCACAAGAGCUCUGAGUAG